GCUCGCGCCGCUCGCCGUUUGAAUGAGCGGCGCGCGCCCCGCCGUUUCGCCUCUCGUGCGCCUCGCUAUGCUGGAAACCAAGUUUGCGACGUCGAGAUGAAUCCGGCCAACGAGACCGAGCGAAGCGCGGACCGGUACCUGUUCGCGGCCGGAACCUACAAACUUCUGGCGGUCGCCAUCGGAACCAUCGGAGUGUUCGGGUUCUGCAACAACGUGGCGGUGAUUUUACUCUACUGCAGGUUCCAGAGGCUCCGCACGCCCACCAACCUGCUGCUGGUCAACAUCAGCCUCAGUGAUUUUCUGGUGUCGGUCAUCGGGAUCAACUUCACCUUUGCGUCGUGCGUCAAAGGCAGGUGGAUCUGGAGCCAGGCGACCUGCGUCUGGGACGGAUUCAGCAACAGCCUGUUCGGCAUCGUCUCCAUCAUGACGCUGGCGGCUCUGGCUUAUGAGCGCUACAUCCGGGUGGUGCACGCUCAGGUGGUGGACUUUCCCUGGGCAUGGCGGGCCAUCGCCCACAUCUGGCUGUACUCGCUGGCCUGGACCGGGGCGCCUCUGCUGGGCUGGAACCGCUACACGUUAGAGAUCCACCAGCUGGGAUGCUCCCUGGACUGGGCGUCCAAAGACCCAAACGACGCCUCCUUCAUCCUCUUCUUCCUCUUUGCGUGUUUCUUCGUGCCCGUUGGCAUCAUGGUCUACUGCUAUGGCAACAUCCUUUAUACAGUGAGAAUGCUGCGUUCCCUCCAAGACCUGCAGACGGUCCAGAUUAUAAAGAUCCUGCGCUACGAGAAGAAGGUGGCGGCCAUGUUUCUCCUGAUGAUUUCCUGUUUCCUGGUGUGCUGGACGCCGUACGCCGUGGUUUCCAUGAUGGAGGCGUUCGGCAGGAAGGCCAUGGUCUCUCCCACCAUGGCCAUCAUCCCGUCCUUCUUCGCCAAGUCCAGCACGGCGUACAACCCCGUCAUCUACGUGUUCAUGAGCAGAAAGUUCCGGCGUUACUUCCUGCAGCUGCUCUGCUCCCGGCUCUUCCACAAGAUCUCCUGGCUGCAGCAGAACCUCAAAGAGCGGCCGCGGACGCCGGCCGAGCGCCCCAUCCGCCCCAUCGUCGUCUCCAGCGCCUGCGACUCCAGGGACCGGCCCAAGAAGAGGGUCACCUUCAACUCCUCCUCCAUCGUCUUCAUCAUCACCAGCGACAACUUCCAGCAGUUCGACGUCACCUCCAAGGCCCAAGAUUCCUCGCAGGUGAACGUCAUCCAAGUGAGGCCGCUGUGACCUUUGACCGCUGGGUAAUGCCUUAUGACCAAACAAUUCCAAGCCAAACUAACCCCGCCUGACCUCCACGGCUGUUUCUGAAUGCAGCCCCAGACUUUUUACAACUGUCUGUAAAUACCCAACAACACUUAAACGAGUCGUAAAGAAGGGACAUCCUCAUUAGACAUCGGCUUGGUGAUAUUACGUAGGUAAUUGCAUAGUUGAUUAACUAGUUUUAUGUCAUGCAGUAUGCGGCAGAGUGGUUGCGUUUCCGUUACAAAUGGAAACGCCGGAAAAACACAAUUUUGCAAUUGUGGUGUUUACGUUAAAUGAGAAACGGCAUUUAAAAAACAUGCUACAUCGGCCUGUCGCAAUAAGUAAUAAUCAAUUAAUCCUUGAUAAAUUAAAACGAUAUCAAUAAUUUCCAAUUGCAUGAUUUAUUGUUUUUCUAUUUUCUCUCUUUUUUUACCAAAAACUGGAUGAUAAAAAAAAUCUUCAGUUUGGUGUUUUGAUCUCAAUUAGCUCUUCUUUCGAGGGAUAAUUUUGUUUUCAAAAUUCAUUUUAUUUGUUGUUUCUGUUGUUUUAUUUAGUUUUGAUAUUUAAAAUGCCUUCCAGUUCCAGAGUUAAAUCUUCAUUACAAUUUAAAGCUUAAUAAUCUUUGAUUACCAUUGUAUUACUUGAAAAUGGCAUCAAAACAACAUUAUUGUUUAUCGCAAUGACUUCUGGGAUGAUUUAUCGUCCAGCAAGAUGUGUUAUAGUAUAGAAUAUAUUGUGACAGUAUUGUGACAGGCCAUCCUCUAACCACUUCCCUUCUUAAUUUAUGAGACAACAGGAAGGAUGUAGUAACACCCGGUAGUUGAACACAUGCGAAAAAAGUUUUUCCAUUACAGUUUUGCGAAAUACACUGAACCACCUCAUCCUAGUGCAAAUUCUGUCCUAAGCAAAUUUUUUUCUGCAAUUCCAAUUUGCGCACUUAUUAUCAACGGAAACACAGCUACUAUGUUCAGUAUUAACUCUGCAAUAACACAAAAUCCCAAAAAUACCAAAAGUAUUUUUGGUUUAGUUUCCACGGCUAAUAUCUUGAAAUAAGACAGAACUAAAUUACAAGAAACUUUUCAGCAAAACUUAGGAGCUUGUUUUAAGUAAAUAAUUCCUAAGUAUCGACAAAAAAGUGCUAUUUCCACUGGCAGAUCAUUUCACUUAUAACAAGACAUUUUUCCAGGUACGGGUGGGAAUUUAUUACAUUGUGAUGAAUAUCUUAUCAUAAUAAUUUUGUUUCAUUAAUAAAAUUACACUUGAAAAUAUUAUUAAAUGGAGUUUAACUGGACUGUGUAAAAGUUUGUGGAAAGUUUUGAAUGUUUUCAGGAGCAGUAUUUGUGUUUGUGAGGCUUUGAUUGCUGGGCUAUGCAGCCAUAGUUACCUUAAAAAAAAUAAGUAAUAAAUGGUUCUUAUUGUCGCUUUUAUUGGUGUAGCAACAGUACCACAAAUACUAUGCAAAAACACACAAUUUUGUGACAGUAUUUUUGUCUAGUUUGUUGUGCAAAUAUCUUAGAAAACUUGAAAUUAGAUGAAAUUAAGUUAAAAAUAACUUUUCAGCAAGACUAUUUACUUGAUUAAGGUAAAUAAUUUCUUACGAUUGCUGAAAAAGAACCAGUUCCUUUGGUAGAUAAAUUAACGUGUAACGUGGGAAAAAUGUUUGCCAACAGAACUAGCACUUUUUCAUCAAUAUUAAUGAAUUAUUUACUUAAACAGAAGCUCAUAUAUCUUGCUAAAAAGUUAUUUCUAAGUUAGUUUUGUUUUAUUUCAAGUGAACUAAGAUAUCUGCACCAGAAACUAGACUAAAAAUACUUUGGAAGAUAUUCUGUUUUUCCAGUGUUGCGAUAAAACGUUAUUAUAUCCAUGUUGGGUGUCUCGAGUCAUAAGUGAAAUAAUCUGCCAGUGAAACUAGAACUCUUUCAUCAAUAUUGAGUGAAAACAAGCCCCUUUAUUUAUCUGAAAAGUUACUAUUAAAUUAGUUUUGUCUUAUUUAAAGUGUAUUCAGAUAUUGGUAAUACUUGGUAAUAUCUGCUGUUUUUGCAGGUUAAGAGGUCGGCGACGUUCAGGUCAGCUUGUGAUUUAUGGUGAUACAUUUUGGUUGGUACCCAACUGCAAGUGUGUAAAGAAGAUAAAAAAAUAAAGCUUUAGUUUCUUACCCAUAAAUACAUAUUACUGUAUGGAUUCAGGAAAGAGACUCUAUUUUAAGCCAGCAGGUUUGUGUACUUCGUCUCAUUUACCAGUGCGAUGAGAGCCGACACUGAAGUGGCUUUUGCUGAGAAUAUGUAAGGAUUGCAGGAGUGUAAUUAGGCAAAAGGAGAUGAGAUCAGGGUGGGACACAUAACCUCCUGGGUGUCAGCUAUGAAUAGACAUAAUGAAUGGAUCUCCAUGUCUAAUAAAAACCCUCUUCACUGUGGACCUGAA
Messenger RNA from Poeciliopsis prolifica (blackstripe livebearer), 3702 nucleotides. RefSeq names its product opsin 3 (gene opn3). The record is from RefSeq and is a predicted model, not a curated record. The transcript is spliced from 4 exons. Bases 97 to 1266 code for a protein of 389 amino acids. Gene Ontology annotation, biological process: G protein-coupled receptor signaling pathway; visual perception. Gene Ontology annotation, cellular component: photoreceptor outer segment; membrane. Gene Ontology annotation, molecular function: G protein-coupled receptor activity. Lineage: Eukaryota; Metazoa; Chordata; Actinopteri; Cyprinodontiformes; Poeciliidae.